GACCAAAGCAGCCCGUAACACUUUCAGUGCCGCGGAGACUUGACUUGGAGAACGAAGAUCGCACGUGACAGUCCAUAGGCUCGCGUUCUGAGUUUUCAAUAGAUACAGCAUGUUACAAUUGUGUAUCGCAGCGGAAUUAACUACUCGUAACAACAUUGUCCGGCAAUUUUCUUCCGAGGCACGAUCUGGCUUCAGCCUCGCGAUCGGAGUUGCAUGAUUUUUAACGAUUGAAACGCGCGGUAUUUAAUCGGUGCUCGCUGCACUGUUUGAAAUAUUGGUAACGCCUCUCGGCGGAAACUGCGGAGUAAAAAACGUUAUCACCGAUACCGGUGAGUCAUUCGGGAUACAAACGUGAAAUGCCCAUCAUUCUAAACGUCCGCGCGAACGGCCCUUCGACGGCGCGGCCGGAAAAGAUUGAUAGAGGGAGAGCGAGGCUGCUUUGUCGAAAGUAGACCACGAGACCUGCGUGAAUGCGUGCCGGCGUCAUUCUUCGGCGCGUCACGGCGGCUUCCGGUAUCAUCCGAAUGUCGGAUACGCAAGGUAAAAGGUGCAACUACCCGCACGUUACGACGUGUGUCGUAAGACAUUAAGCGCGAGUGUUACGUUAUCUCGUAUAGCAUUCAAAGGAUCACGGGAGUGGCGUACACGCACAAGACACGUUAGACCGCACGCAAUUUCUUCCGCGUGCAUCGACGAAUCUCAUCUUCGAAAUCGCCCAGCACCGACUUCAGCGAUCGACCGGGUCGUCGAGAAAGAGAGAGAGAGAGAGAGAAUUCAAAUUACCACGCAGCGCAGGAGGCAUUCUCUGUAAUUGAUAUUCCUCGUGUACGCUGCGAGAUAUAAAGCAUCAGGCGCAUAAGCGACGAGCCUCACGCUGCCGAGAUUCGUCAAAUAAUCUCACGACACCUGGUAGCUGCGACCGAGCCUCACCGCGUUGCGACGUGUGGCAAUUCCGUCGCAAUUUGGCUUGCACAAGUAGCGUACGGCGAUGCGGGUCGUCGUCAUCGCCGGCUGUUCAACGACAUUAUGAUGAUGAUGACGACGCUACCAAAAGGGGAACGUGCCAGGCCGGUCUCCUAGUGGCGCAGGCUUGUACGUGAUAAGAAAAGCGCGUAGUUGUGCAUAGUCAUACUGUUAAAUUGUACAUAAUACGUGGAGACGUCGCUACAGCUUUUGAAAAAAAAAAGGAAAGCCGGCGAAAAUGCUGUGCCUGGAUAUUAAACUCGUUUCGCGACUGCGGGGUAUCUCGUCAACCGCGUCAUCAACGCACCCGGCCGCGGCCUCGGCAGCCUCGUCAUCCUCGACGAGCGCGGGCUCCGCGGAGAAGAGCAAGUCUCGCAAAGUGAAACGCGAGAGCGGCGAGGUCGCCAGCUCGGCCGCGAUCAGCGACAGCGAGGAGGAAUCGCCGCGACCCAGUUCGAGCGUCCAGGAGAUGAUACGCAGGAACAGAUCGAGAUCGGUGUGCGUGGCGGCGAUCCUGCCGUCCGCGCGAAUCAGGCAGGUGCAUCGACGCGCCAGUCACGUAUCCACCACAGAUACGACAACGAGGCGAGGCGUCCUGUCAAGACGAUGCUACGGCAGCGUCGAAAUGCUGCCGCAGAUCGAGCAGGACGGCGCCGACAAUGGCAGGAGAUUUCGAGUGGAGAACGGAGACUCCCCCGGGGAGAAAGAAGAGAUGUUCGGCUCGCCGAGUACACCGAUAUUAGAAAAUCCGGAAUACCAAACGCGUUGGUAUUUCAAGUACUUCUUGGGCAAACUGCAUCAAAAUUAUAUCGCUUCUGAUCAGGAGAGAAAUCCUCUCUUUCUCUCGGUAGUCACGAGCGAAGUCGGUGAUCAAUGCGUGCCGCACUACCGAGUUAUUCUAUGGAGGCGUACCGGCGCGCAGAAAAUAUCGCUGCCGUAUUCGGCGAACAAAACAAUGACUAUCAGACAAAUUCUCAGCAACUUCUUCAGUCUCGAAAAACUCGACAAAGUGCCGCGAGAGGUUUUCACACCCGAGCUGCAAAAGGAUCUGUUACUGCUGGAGGAACAAGAAGGCUCGGUGAACUUCAAGUUUGGAGUGAUCUACGCGAGGCAGGGUCAGAUCACCGACGACGAGAUGUUGUCUAACGAAAGAGGUAGCCCGGGCUUCGAGAGCUUCCUGGAGAUCCUGGGUGAGAGGAUACGGCUCAAAGGUUGGGACAAAUAUAGAGGCGGCUUGGAUGUGAAAGGGGAUAUGACGGGCAAGGAAAGUUAUUACACAGUUUAUGCAGGUCACGAAGUUAUGUAUCACGUUAGUACCAUGCUACCGUACUCGAAGGACAACCCGCAGCAGCUCGAGAGAAAGAGACACAUCGGCAAUGAUAUUGUUAACAUCAUCUAUACGGACGAUCCGACGGCCGUGGAUACUUUCAAUCCUAACUGCAUAAGAAGCCAAUUUACCCACGUGUUCGCCGUGGUGACUACCGAGGCGGACGGCAAGGGUUGGCGGGUCGCUAUUUAUUGCGACGAGAACGUACCUCUCUUCGGACCGAGUCUACCCUGCCCGCCGGUUUUCGAGGACCCGUAUAAUCUCAGAGAAUUUCUCCUUGUUAAGUUGAUCAACGGCGAGAAAGCUACAUUUGACACCCCGACAUUCUCCAGGAAGAGGGAAAGAACCCUCGAUGCCCUAUUGCGAGACAUGUACCAGGAGCAUUCGCAAGACAGCAAGAGCAACAGCAUGCUAAAUCGCCGAGCACUCUCGGAUGUCGUGGAGGCACCGGGUCGACGGCGAGAGGAGACGCGCGCCGUCGAGAUGGUGCAAGUCGGACAAGCCUUGAAACUGGAAGCUAUCAUGCGUGGCCUCGCGCCCACCUCUCUCGCCACCGUCGGCCCUCUGAAGCCCAGGCCAUGGGAACCGAGGUGCAUCUACCCUGACUUUCCCUACGAGGUCGUCUGCGGUGACGUCUGGCUGGAGAACAGACUGAUCCUCGCCUCGGAGUACGGGAUGUUUCUCAUCGAAGACGGGGUUUCGCACAGAAUGCUCUUCGACGAGUCGGUGCAGAUCAAGCAGCUGGACGUGGUCGAGCAACACGGUAUACUCCUGUUCCGCGCCGGCGACAAGGGCAAGGAGAGUAGCGUCUACGUUUUCCGGCUGCGAGAGUUCGAGAGCGAUGCGUCCGCGAGGUGCGCCGAGCUGUUCAACGAUCGCGAGAACGACGACCGGGGGAGGGAGGAGGACGACGACGACGAAGACGCCGAGGACGAGGACGACGAUUGCGACGAGGACGACGCCGACGAGUGCGACAAUUUCACGCGUGCCACCGCCAAGUUUCAGCCGGUGACGCGCUCGCGAGCGCGAAUGCGCGUUCGCGCCCCAGCCGUUCGGAGCCGGGCGCAUAUCAAGGAGAGGAAGCUGCGGCGUACACGGGGAUGUAACUUGUACAGCAUCACGAGACCCGGAGGCUCGCACUUGCGCAUGUGCGUGGUCGUGGGCCGCCGGCUCACGGUCCUCCAGUGGAAGCACAACGCAGCCUGGACCAUCUGGUGCUCGUCAGCCGACACCGACACCAUCGACGGCUUUUUGCUGCUGAAGGAGUUUACCGCGAGCGAGACGCCCUCGUUGGUAACGAUGAUCGAGAGCGUCGAUCCGGCGAAUGAGUGGACACUGUGCUGCGGCGCCCGUCAUCACUUCGAGUUGAUCUCCGCUUCAGGUAGCUCGCGGAUAAUCCACAUGGAGGCGACGCCUAAGCCGCACGUGGUGGCGGCGUUGGAUCUCCGCGAGGACGAGGAGCCGGAACUGUUACUUUGUUACAAUAAUACGUGCCACUUUCAAAAGAUGUUAGAAGAGAACGCUGCGCCAACCGAAUUCGACUUUAAUUGGAAUUCGAUGCCGACCGCCGUAGCCUGUGCCUUCCCAUACGUGAUCGCCUUCACUAACGACACGAUGGAGAUUCGAUUGAUAAUAAACGGCAACCUGGUCCACACGAUCGCCAUGCCCAGUCUCAACUUGAUCACCUCGAAGCGGGACGUCUUCUUCGCCACCACGGCGCCGGAAUUCUUCCCAGGUAAAUGCGAGCGCAUCCGACUGGACUCGAAGCCCCUCGACAAGGAGGAAAUGCCCUGCAGUCCACCGCCGACCGCGCAAUCUUCGUCCUCCUCUCGAUCGAGCGUUCAAAACAGCCAAGGAGACUGGAAGCCGAUAAGGAUCUACCGGAUUCCGCUGCAGACGCUGUCGAGGAGCACGGCGUCCAACUGCAGCCAGAGGAGGUGCCCGAGUCCGGCGGAGCCGGAAAUCGUCUCCGCGCCACCGACCUCCGACAGGACCUUCCUGAGCGUUGAACCUCAACGUGCGCUGAGCAGGUCCUGCAGCAGCAGUCCUACACCCACACCAACCACGAAUUUGCCGUCGCCAUGUAAAAAAUAGAAUGCCGUAGUUGUUGGCGCUCGCCCAAUCGAUUGCAUUUAAUUGUGGUCUCAGCAGGAUCGAUCACGUAAAAACAAAAAAACCAAAAAAAAAAAAGAGAAACCGACUGCACGUACCUGAUCUCUCGUCCUCGUGCGAGAGGACACCUGGAAAUCUUUGUCAUUGUUAUGCUAUUAGCGUGCGUCGCGCUGCAUGUGUACCUCGAAUGUAAGUGCGACCGCGGGUACAAGUUUAUCGUUUGGAUAGGUUUCGACGAGGACGCGUUUGUUGUCUUAAUUACGGAGGUGCCCGUGACCUAAUUACCAUUUCCCUCCGCGCUCCUUAAUUUUUCUGCAACAACGAUUUGAAAAAACAAACGCCCUGUUGCGGCACACGUGGCACUCUCUGUGUCUGUUCUAACUUUCAUAUAAUACACGUGAGAAAAACGUUGCGUUAGAAUCCGAGUUUUUUUUUUAAGAGAGACAGUCGCGGCUAUUUCGAUGAUAAACUGCGCCCCAUGGCGAUCCUCCCGUAUUUCUCUUCCAACGUUUCUCUUUUUCGAUAUAGUUUACGGUGCAAAGCAAAAUUAAGUAAAAAAAAGAAAAAUACCUCUCGCGGGGCACCGAUUCUCCUUUCCUGUUAAGCUCAACCGAUUUUACUUCGCGUCCGUAAUUAAGGCAUCGUGGCGCGUUAACGUGACGAUAUUUUAUUGUUAGGCACUAUUUGCUUUCGGGUCUUUUCUAAGUGACGUUGUGUACCGUAGCUUCUCUCAUUGUUCCGAAACCGAUCUUAAACAAUAGGAUUUCAGGCCAGCGCGACUUUAACGGUCGACGGCCGAGAAUGCGAUUCGACCUGAUCGUGGAUCUCAGACUUAAGCGCGCAGUUAGUACGCACGGAAAAAAAAGGGCAUUUUUCGGAUGCGCGUCAGCUCGAUGAAUCACCACGUGUCUCCUGGAAUGUGGGAACGCGGACACGCGGAGAAUGCGUCGGGGACGAUCGCGCAUGGCCGAUCGGUCCCCCCCGAUGAUUAAGACCGUCGGGCAGCGCCGCAUCCGGACGUUUAUUUUUAUUUAAUAAGAGAUACAACAUUAUUCUCUGACAUGAGUGUUGAUGUUUACGCGUCGUGUGUAUAUAAUACAAAGUAACGAAUAAAGUAUAUGUUACCGUUGCAUUUCCACCGAA
This is a messenger RNA of Vollenhovia emeryi, 5545 nucleotides long. Its product is annotated as GTPase-activating Rap/Ran-GAP domain-like protein 3. Gene Ontology annotation, biological process: activation of GTPase activity; regulation of small GTPase mediated signal transduction. Gene Ontology annotation, molecular function: GTPase activator activity. The transcript has 19 exons. The record is from RefSeq and is a predicted model, not a curated record. Bases 1202 to 4384 code for a protein of 1060 amino acids. NCBI's taxonomy places the organism in Eukaryota, Metazoa, Arthropoda, Insecta, Hymenoptera, Formicidae. Gene Ontology annotation, cellular component: cytoplasm.